Molecule: messenger RNA, 2219 nt
Organism: Sitophilus oryzae (rice weevil)
Lineage: Eukaryota; Metazoa; Arthropoda; Insecta; Coleoptera; Curculionidae
Gene: Hsp60A
Product: heat shock protein 60A
Exons: 8
Coding region: 153-1877 (574 amino acids)
Biological process (GO): apoptotic mitochondrial changes; mitochondrial unfolded protein response; protein import into mitochondrial intermembrane space
Cellular component (GO): mitochondrial matrix; mitochondrial inner membrane
Molecular function (GO): ATP-dependent protein folding chaperone; protein-folding chaperone binding; ATP binding
Source: RefSeq, a predicted model, not a curated record
AGAUCAUUUCAAAUCAAAAAUCAUUUCAAAAUCAUUUGAUAAGAGCGGCGACUCGUAGAGUGACGUUGGCGUUCUCGAAUACGCGAAAGACCGGUUCGGCUUUUAAAGGUAUUUAAGGAAAUAAAUAGAUAAGUGCCCUAACAUUUCAUAAGAUGUAUCGAGUACCAUCUACUGUUCGUUCUCUUGCCCUUCGGAAUGCUUACAAACUUAAUCAGAUCGAAAGGUGGUAUGCCAAAGAUGUUAGAUUUGGACCAGAAGUUAGAGCCUUGAUGUUACAAGGGGUAGAUGUUUUAGCAGACGCUGUAGCUGUAACUAUGGGACCAAAGGGUCGAAAUGUUAUCAUUGAACAAUCUUGGGGAUCUCCAAAAAUUACCAAAGAUGGUGUAACAGUAGCAAAAGGUGUGGAGCUUAAAGAUAAAUUUCAAAACAUAGGUGCCAAACUAGUUCAAGACGUAGCUAAUAACACCAAUGAGGAAGCUGGUGAUGGAACCACCACAGCUACAGUUUUGGCCAGAUCUAUUGCCAAGGAAGGUUUUGAAAAUUUAGGUAAAGGUGCCAAUCCAGUAGAAAUUAGAAAGGGCAUUAUGCUAGCUGUUGAGAAAAUCACAGAAACUUUAAAGACAUUGUCCAAGCCUGUUACAACACCAGAAGAAAUUUGCCAGGUGGCAACAAUUUCUGCUAAUGGGGAUACAUCUGUUGGAAAUCUCAUUGCUGAUGCUAUGAAGAAAGUAGGCAAAGAAGGUGUUAUCACUGUUAAAGAUGGAAAAACUCUUAAAGAUGAAUUAGAAGUCAUUGAAGGAAUGAAAUUUGAUAGAGGAUAUAUAUCACCUUAUUUUGUCAAUACUACAAAAGGCGCAAAAGUAGAAUAUCAAGAUGCUUUAAUAUUAUUUAGUGAGAAAAAGAUUUCUUCUGUUCAAAGUAUUGUACCAGCUUUAGAAUUAGCUAAUGCCCAAAGAAAACCAUUAAUCAUCAUUGCUGAAGAUGUAGAUGGGGAAGCUCUAACAACAUUGGUAGUGAAUAGGCUUCGGAUUGGACUUCAAGUAGCAGCUGUUAAAGCACCAGGUUUUGGUGAUAAUAGAAAAUCUACUCUCCAAGAUAUGGCCAUUUCAAGUGGAGGCAUUGUAUUUGGUGAUGAUGCAGAUAUUGUUAAACUAGAAGAUGUAAAAUUAUCUGAUUUGGGUCAAGUAGGAGAAAUUGUAAUCACUAAAGAUGAUACAUUAAUUCUUAGAGGUAAAGGCAGGAAAGAGGAUGUAGAUAGGCGUGCAGAUCAGAUCAGGGAUCAAAUAGACAAUACUACAUCUGAGUAUGAAAAAGAAAAACUUCAGGAAAGGUUAGCACGUCUUGCAUCUGGUGUGGCAGUUCUAAAGGUUGGGGGAAGUAGUGAAGUUGAGGUUAAUGAAAAGAAAGAUAGAGUUACUGAUGCAUUAAAUGCUACAAGAGCUGCUGUAGAAGAGGGUAUUGUUCCUGGCGGUGGUACUGCUUUGUUAAGAUGCUCUUCUAGUUUAGAUUCUUUAAAAGCUACAAAUAAAGAUCAGGAAAUUGGUAUUGAAAUUGUAAGAAAAGCUUUAAGAAUUCCAUGUAUGACAAUUGCUAAAAACGCUGGUGUUGAUGGAGCUGCUGUGGUAGCGAAAGUAGAACAACAAUCUGGAGAUUAUGGAUAUGAUGCACUUAACAAUGAAUAUGUAAAUCUAUACGAAAGAGGAAUUAUUGACCCUACUAAAGUUGUACGAACAGCAAUUGUUGAUGCAUCAGGAGUAGCGUCUUUACUAACGACAGCAGAAGCAGUAAUAACAGAAAUUCCUAAAGAAGAACCAGCAAUUCCAGCUGGCGGUAUGGGAGGCAUGGGCGGUAUGGGUGGAAUGGGCGGCAUGAUGUAAAUUAUGCAAACAAAAGACAUUUACCAAAUUAUCGUACUAUGAUAAGAGUGAUAGAGUCCUGUUGAAAAGAUUUCCUUAAGUGUUUUGACAGGAAUUUUUGUGAUGUGGAAAUUGAAUAAGUGCAAAUUGUCUUAUAUGCUAAAACUAGCAUGAGUGUGUGGAAAUUUUGAUUGAAACUAUGUUUCAAACAAUGAAAAUAUGAGACUGCCAAGAACCUUUAACAAGUCAGUUUUAAUCACAUUGAUCUGAACUGCAUUUAAUUGUAUCAAAAUGUAGCGUUCUUUUUUUUUUAAUUUUCCCAAUUUGUAAAUUGUUAUAAAAUAUAGUUGUUAUAAUUUUUUA